CGCAAAUGAAAACAAAUGGCCAUGGCCACGCGACGUCCAGCGAGACCGAAACCGAUGAUUCAGAGCUCGACGACAACGAUACCCCUACCCUCACUCUCACAAAGUACUUCAACCCUGCAACAUCCCUCAUCUACAAACACAUUCUCGAACCGCCGUCCCCGGUUACGUCUUUCUUCCCGCGUCCAUUCCAGUUGACAUCGGAGAAAUAUUAUCAACACGAGGAGAGCACUGACCUUCGCAACGCCCGACUCGUCACCCCCAUUGACCACAAGGGUGCCAACAUGGAGGCUGCCAUGGACGCAACUACAGGGUGGGUGCAUAAACUUGUCGAAAGAGCAGUGAGGAGAUUCGAGAGAUUACACACAGCAGAAGACAUCUACAGCAACGCCAAUUUUUAAAUGGUCUGUUUUUCCUUCGCGACGACUGUGGUGCUCAGGCAGCGUGUGUUUUGGUAUGCUCCGCCUUCAAGACUACGACAACGAACCCUGGUCACAAAUCGGUUCGGUUGAUUGGUCGAUUGAAUAUAUGCAUAGAAAUUUGUUUUUGCCGUAGAGUGUGCGAGCCGGGGAGAGCGAAUAUUGUAUUGAAUCUUGUCGUUAUGAGCAAGGGGGUCUCUGGAAUUGAAGACCCUGCUCCGUCCUGCGAUGUUGAUAAACGCUGGCGAUUCGACCAGGGCCAGCUUCGAAGGUUAGCUUAGACAGGAAUUUGCGUAGAACGACCAAGUUUUGUAUUGUUUCUCGUCUAUUCUACCG
Aspergillus versicolor CBS 583.65 is the source of this 752-nucleotide messenger RNA. RefSeq lists its product as uncharacterized. The record is from RefSeq and is a predicted model, not a curated record. The coding region runs from base 6 to 398 and encodes 130 amino acids. The transcript has a single exon. Lineage: Eukaryota; Fungi; Ascomycota; Eurotiomycetes; Eurotiales; Aspergillaceae.